CAUUGAAUAUAAACAUAGCAAAAGUUAUAUAAUAAAGGACGCGGACGCAUCUUAAAAUAUAAAAUAUUCAUAUAUUUUAUUUUUCAAUUAUUACUAAAUUAGGUACUUGUGUGUUGUGAUAAUUUUUGGAUAAUUUUUGAAAUACCGUUAAAAGGAAAUAUAUAUCUAAUAAGUUGCAAAUGGCACCCGUCAUAGAAAAGUUACUAAAUGGUUUAAAAAUUGGAGAAGGGCCACAUUGGGACGUCCAGAAACAAUGUCUAUAUUUCGUCGAUAUUCCAAAUAGCACUAUCCACAAAUACGUACCUUCUACAAAAAAACAUACCAAAGCUAAAAUAGGUAAUCACAAUGUAUCCAUUAUUAUACCAGUACGAGGAAAAAGUGAUGAGUUCGUAGUGACUGUAGACAAUACUGUCAGUUUAAUUAAAUGGGAUGGUGAAAGUUCUGAAGUUGGUCAACCAAAAGUUCUUUAUGAAGUAGAAAAAGGAACAACCCAUGUAUUUAAUGAUGGCAAAUGCGACAAAACUGGAAGGUUGUGGUCAGGUACGUUAGGUCUUAGAAUAAAAUCUUUGGAAGACGUAGUAAUGAAGAAAGGUGCCCUGUACAGUUUCUAUAAGAAUAAGCUUGAAUGUCACAGAAAUGAAUUGAGUGUAGCUAAUGGUAUUGCGUUCGAUCAUAAAUUGAAGAAAAUGUACUAUAUUGAUUCUCUAUGCUACGGGGUUGACCAGUACGACAUCGAUCUGGACCAGGGAACUUUAUCAAAUAUGAAGACUGUAUUUUCAACUAAGCACCAUGGAUUGAAUGAUCAUGCUUUAUGCGAUGGUAUGACCAUAGACACCAAUGGUAAUCUCUGGGUAGCUAUAUUUGGAUCAUCUAGUGUGUACAAUAUUGAUCCAAGGACAGGAUCAGUUCUCCAAGUGAUCAAGUUCCCUGCUGUGCAGAUUACGUCCGUAGCCUUUGGAGGUCAAAAUUUUGACGAGCUCUAUGUUACUUCAGCAACCCUUGAUGGAGAAGAGAAAGGAGAAUGUCCAGGCACUCUAUUUCGGGUUACUGGUUUGUCUGCAAGAGGACUACCAGCAGACGAAUUCGUCGUUUAAAAAAACUAACGUUAAUUUUUUAAUCUGUAGAAUAAGAACUGUAUGGUGGUUAUUUUAUAAAUUUUUAAAUAAAGUUAAUUUGAGAAACAUCCCAUUAUAUCAAGAAUAAUAUGUACAAAUUUUGUUUAAUAAAAGUUAGUUGUCA
Diabrotica virgifera virgifera (western corn rootworm) is the source of this 1239-nucleotide messenger RNA. RefSeq names its product regucalcin-like. Gene Ontology annotation, biological process: L-ascorbic acid biosynthetic process. NCBI's taxonomy places the organism in Eukaryota, Metazoa, Arthropoda, Insecta, Coleoptera, Chrysomelidae. The coding region runs from base 180 to 1094 and encodes 304 amino acids. The record is from RefSeq and is a predicted model, not a curated record. The transcript is spliced from 6 exons. Gene Ontology annotation, molecular function: calcium ion binding; gluconolactonase activity.